CCUUCCUCCAAAAGGCCUUUUGUGUUAAACGAGAAACAUUGUAACGUCUGUGCAGUACAGCUAAGAGAGAAGCUGUGUGUGUGUGUACGUUACUUUCAAAAUGUUAUCCGUUACUAGUUCCCUGUCCAAAGUUGUUAUCAGUAACGCAACUUUUGGAUUACCCGCUAGGCAGGGUAGCCUAGUGGUUAGAGCGUUGGACUAGUAACAGGAAGGUUGCAAGUUCAAACCCCCAAGCUGUCACAGUACAAAUAUGUUGUUCUGCCCCAGAACAGGGAGUUAACCCACUGUUCCUAGGCUGUCAUUGAAAAUAAGAAUUUGUUCUUAACUGACUUGCCUAGUUAAAUAAAGGUAAAGUAAAAUCUGAUUAAUUUCAUUUGCUUUUGGAUUACUUUCCAUGUAGCCCUUUACACUCAUACCCGUAUAGGGAGUGACAAUUGCAGAUUUUUAACAAGUGCCUAAAUUGAAAUGUAAUGGCUGUACAGUAAAAUGCUAUACAUGAUGUCAGAGCUCUGGAUCUGGCACAGUAUGGGGUUUGACUGACAGCUGUUCUGAAUUUGAGCGUCGCGCAUGACAAGAGGUUUCCCCAUCCCUCCCAGUAAUCGGGCACAAAUUGCAACAUUUUUGAUGUCUGAGUGAGGGAAAUGCUGUAAAUUAAAAUGACUCGAUGUAUUUUGAAAGAUGAGACGUUGAGGAUUAGAAUAAAUACCACUUUGAUGUCAUACAAGCACCUCACAUUUCCAAAUCACGAUCCCCAUGUUUGAUGUACAGUUAGAAGAUGACAUGGCGUCACACCCCUGGGUCGUUCUGAACAGAAUGAGCCUAUGUUUGUUUAUUGUGAAGGACAUUUGCUGCGGAAACACGCACCUAAAUGCACUCAUGACUCUCCAAAAUUACGAUAUUUUUCCUCUGAAUUACCCCGUGAAAGCCUAACACUGUAACAUUGUAUUUUAUAACUUGAGUGUGAAGGGUUUUAAGAGGCAUUAGAAGACAAAAAGGAUCCAUCAAAUGACUUGUGGUCAGACUCCCUCAGGUGGAUCAAACUUAAUCUUGAGCAUUUGUUUUUCAAUGCUGAGUUGAAUGUCAUUGAGAAAAGAAAAAGAUGUCAUUAUGUAUUUUCUGAAUUUAAAAGUAAUCCAAGAAGUAAUCAUGUAUUUUUUCAAAAGUAUCUGUAAUCUGAUCUGAUUACAAAAGAAAUGUUGGUAAUGUUACUGAUUGCAGUUAGUUAAAAAAAGAAAAUAAAUGACAUGUAACCGAUUGCAUGUUAUUGGUUACUUCCAAACCCUGGGUGUGUGAAUACGUGUGUGUGCUCGCCUGCAUGUGUGCGUGUGUGUGUGUGUGUGUGUGUGUGGGCUUGCCUGCGUGUGUGUGUGUACUUGCAUGAAUGAUUUCAUGUAUGUGUACCCAGAGACACACUCUCUUCUCCUUGUUUGUUAUCACUGGGAUUUCAUAUUUUUGGUGCACAUCCACGGGACAGGUUUCUGGAUUGGAGGCAGAGUUUGUUUGCUUGAGAAUAUGUUUAUCCAGGGACUAUGUGAUCACUGAAGUUGAAGAAGCUUGUGUAAAGGCAUUGGUGUCAGCAUAUUUCUUUCCCAGUUCCCCAAAAAAAGUAACUUCAAAUCCCCCGAUUUAGAGGAAAAUAUGUGUUAUGAUUACACAAUGUCACCAGAAUGUGUCCCACCAUCUAACAUCAGUCAGACAUUUGUGCGCUGAGAGCAUAGCUUGUGAUUUGUGAUACUUUUUGUUUCCAGGUUUUCUGUAUUUUCUUAUUCAUGAGAUGAGACAGAAUCUACCAGAAUUAAACAUGAAAAGAAUAAAUAUAUUUUCUUCAUGAUUUCAUCACAUUACAUUGCUAUUUAUUCCGCUGCACAUACAUAGUGUGUCAACCAGACAGAUAUGUUGCUGUUUUUCAGAGUUUCAUUCAAAUGUGUGAUCAGUAGGAUACAUACAGUAUAUGAACUACAAGUAGAAUACUUAUACUAACAACAACAAAACUAUUAUUUUGCUCCAUCUGAAAAACUGUGCUGCUUACAUUUAAUAUAAAAUAACGAAAAGCAAAUCAUUCUUUUCAUAUUGGUGUAGAAGUGUAUUAAGCCACUGCUCCUGUAAGAUUUGAGGGUUUACAUAAUGGGCUUCUCUCCUCUAUUCUCAGGACAGAAUGGAAGCUUUGAUUUGGUUUUGUCUAAACGGGAGGGAAUUCCAAAGAAGAGCUUCAUUCUAAUGUUCAGGAUGAGAAUAUGCUUCUCCAGGACAUGAGUCUUUGAUACCCCUGAGCAAAUGUAAGGACACAUAGUUAUUCAAACAGUAGACCUAUCCCGCCUUUGGGAUAUAGUGUUUAUUUAGGAGGAUUAAAACUGCUUAUACUUUUGAAAACAGUGUUGCAGGGAUGUGCUGGUGGUGGUGGUGGGGGGGGCGCAUAGGAUGAGAAAAUAGAAUGUAUAUCGAAUGUGUACACAUCUGAUUAUUCCAAUGUGAAACAUGGUGGGUGAAACAGCGUGGAGCUGUCCCUUUAAAUAUUCCUUCCGGGUGGUUGUCUCGGUAACCCGGAAGCUUCCAAUUCUGAGAUUCCCUUCCUGUUUUUUUUUGUUGUUGUAAAUUUUAAGGAAGCAGGGGGUGCUGGCUUAUUGAUAUUUUUUGGGAUAUUCGCUUGUAGUGGUGAGUAACGCAAACCAUCAGUGAUCCACAAGAAGAGAAGAUCUAUGCUUACUCGACCCUGUCAUUUUAUACUGUUCAUUUUGUGGAUAACUAUGGCCCAGAUUCCCGGCCAAGAGAAUAAAGAGAAAACUACUGCCCUGAAAGGUGAGCAACUAGACCUGUUGUCCAGGAUAGACCUGGACGAACUCAUGAAGAAGGACGAACCUCCGCUCAAUUUCCCCAAGACGCUUGAAGAGUUUGAGUAUGCCUUCAACGAGCAGGGCAGGUUGAGGCACACCACGACGGGCGAGGCGUAUGCGUUCAACGCCCGGGAGGAUCUCCACCGGUGGAACCAGAAACGCUACGAGGCCCUGGGAGAGAUUAUCACUCGUUAUGUUUACCAACUGCUGGAGACAAAGUGCAACCUGACAAAGGAAAUCGUGCCGGUGGAUGCCACAGCGGAGGAGCCCAGGAGCUUCAUCUACCUGAGUGCUGAUGCCAUGUCCAACCCUGCCAAGCUGCUGGUGCUCAUCCAGGGUUGCGGGGUGGUCCGGGCCGGCCAGUGGGCACGACGCCUCAUCAUCAACCAAGACCUUGACUCAGGAACACAGAUCCCCUUCAUCACCCGCGCCCAGGAGGAAGGCUACGGAGUGAUGGUGCUCAACCCCAAUGAGAACCACCUGGAGGUGGAGAGGCCGACCAAGCCUGCGCCCCUGCCCUCCCCCGAGGCCUCGGACGAACCCGCCGAGAAGAGAGAGCGCAAGGACGACCGGGAGAGCAAGAAGAAGAGGGACUUCUACGAGAAGUACCGCAACCCGCAGAAGGAGAGUGAGACCGAGCAGAUCCCCAUACGAGAAAACGGCUCCCCCGAGGAACACGUGCUCUACGUGUGGGACCACUUUGUGUCCAAAGCCGCCGCCAGGAACGUCUUUGUCGUGGCGCACAGCUACGGAGGCCUGUCGUUGGUGGAGCUGAUGAUUCAGAGAGAGGCUCAGGUGAAGAACAGGGUGUGUGCCGUGGCCAUGACCGACUCAAUCCACAACGUCUGGCACCAGGACGCCAACAAGAGCAUCCAGGAGUGGCUGCAGCAGCACUGCCGUAACUGGGUGUCAAGCCCCGAGCCCCUGGACACACCGGUGGAGCCCAUGCUAUCAGACUGUCCUCGCGUCUCUGCAGGUACAGAGCGACACGAGCUGACGUCAUGGAGGAGUUUCAACUCCAUUUUCCAGUUCUUCAGUGAGGCUUUACAGACUGGGGAGGAGGAGGAGACCUCCAACACGGUCACUACACGCAGCUCCCACAGAACCAAACCCGACCACGACCACAACCACAAUGACCUAUAGAACUGCACCAGCAGGAGGGAAACGCAGGGGGGGUGGAGGAGGUGCAUAAAAUCCUCUCUGUCUUCCCUCUCCAUCUUUUCCUCCUUCCUCCCUCAUCUCUGUGUGAUCUCUCUCUCUCUCUCUCUCUUCUGGCUGAAUUCAUCUCCCAGCUCGCGCGUGUAUUGUUUUACCGGCAGAGUGCAGGGUGGUGGUGUAUACAUUGCAAUAGCGUUUUGCAUUAUUUCUAGAUGAGCGCAACUGUCAAAACAAUAUGGGCUGAGUGUUAGCGUUUCCCGUGGGCUGUGGCUCGUCUGUGGUCCGGGCCACGGAGCAGUGGUUGCAGUGGCUGAGAUUAAGGCUGACAGGCGCUGUGCACAGUGCGCCGUGGUAUACCUCUAAUUGUCCUGACAUCGCCCUGAACUGAGCUAAUACCCCGGCAGCCCUCCCCACCACUCCCCGAGGUCCUAGAGCCCGCCCAUACCCACACAGUCCUCCUCAACCCACACCACUCAUACACUUGGCAUAUCUCCCCUCCCUCAACCCAACCUCCUACCGUCACCACAAAACGGUGGUUUUAACUCGAGUAAACAUUUGCCAUUAACAUGAGAUAAUUUUAAUGUAAAGUGAGUGUGUUGUUUUUAUGGCUCCCUAGUCACAUCCAUCCCUUUCCCUUACCAUCUCCAAAACACACACACACACACACACACUUCUUUAAAACGAUAGUUACAUUUUCUGUCAAAUGAGGUCCUAUUUAUACGAUCGUACUUUGGGGAGUUGCACUGCAAUGUUUAUGACAGCUGAUAUAGUGGUGGUGUUUUUGUAUCUUACUUUCGCUCAAUGUUUAGUUGGAUUUUUAUGCACUCUGAUUCGAUUUUGUAUGAAGUCCCAGAGUCAUAAAUGUUGACUUGAGGUUGACUGUCUUUGAUUUUUAAUUUGUAAAAAUGUCUUCUUCUUCUUUUACUGUACCCUUUUUUUCUGUUUGAAAUCCAUGAAAUUGAUGUUCCCGGAUGAUUUAAUUUGAUGAACUAAAUAAAACAACCAUAACCUGUGCUAGAUAUGAGAAUUCAAGAAACUGAGAAGAUUUUAAAUCACUUAAAGCCCAGCAUCAAAAUGAGUUUUACGGACAUCUCAUUUUAACAGAAACAAGUAGUCGGUAACACAGUCAUAAAAACUUCAAUACAUCCCCUUUGCACGUGUCGGGAAAUCCAAGAUUUCAAUAUUAUCCUAAGCCUAGAUGAUGUGUCUUCAGAUGCGGGGAGAAAUGUAUUUUCCGAACACUUGCCUCGAGUGCAAACGUAAAAGUGACAAAGACGAGAGAUCUGCGUGGGCCAGCCUCGCAUAAUCUCAAUCUGGGACAUAAACAAGAUUUUUUUUUUAUAUAUAUAUAUAUAUAUAUUUCCACGGCGUUUAAGUUAGAAAUCACUCAAAGAAUAAUGGAAUAUCCUUCUAAUAUGCCCAGAUAUUUGUAUCACCAGAAGGAGACAGUAAGCCACUGAUACAUGAAUACACCUCCCAACACAGCCACUGUCUAUCCAGACAUGCUUUACCUUUCCACAGCUUCAGGCGAGGUAUUUAUAAGGAGUGUUAAGAAAUGUAUUGGUAUAUAUUAGACUUUUUAUUUUAUUUUUUAAUUCUGUGUAAGUAACAUCCACUGGGUGAUAUUUUGAGGCUUUUGUAGGUUAUUAAACACAUCGUUGCGUUUGUCAGUAAUGAGGGAAGCAGUUUGUGAGCUGUUGUGAUUUUCAUCUAAUUGUAUUAAUGUCUCUUUGGAUGUCACUCAUGAAGUUAACUUGUUGUUUGAUUUGGGAAUAUGUGGACUGGUGGAGAGGUUUCAUUCCAGGAUGCUGUUGUUCAUGUGUUUUCCCUUUGCGUGAAGGAAUAAACCUUUGCUAUUUUCCUUCAUUAUGUGUAUAUUGCUGCCCCAGGAAUAAACAACACACUAUGUUCACUUGAUAUUUGUAAUAAAGGGCUCGUUCCACGAAAUGAGUGCCUUUCACAUCCCUAUUUUAAGUAUAAAUUGUGCACACAUAUUGAAAUUUAAACGCCUGUUAUAUUACAUGAAGUGCCCUUUAAUAUAGACCACAUGGAACAUUCAAUGAAUCUGAUUUCUAAUGUCAAAUGAGACAUUGAAUAUGUAAUUGUUAAAUUCUAGUAUAAAAGCAGGUGAGCUGGUUCAACUAUUUUUGACCGUUUUCUGGUGUUUGGUGGUGGAAAAUCAAGCAUAAGACAUCAACCCUGUUACCCAUAGAUAGACGGGCUAGAAAUGUUUUAACAAUUAAAACAUUUGUGUGAAGCUUGCA
This is a messenger RNA of Oncorhynchus gorbuscha (pink salmon), 6253 nucleotides long. RefSeq names its product cotranscriptional regulator FAM172A homolog. Gene Ontology annotation, biological process: regulatory ncRNA-mediated heterochromatin formation. Gene Ontology annotation, cellular component: nucleus. The transcript has 11 exons. NCBI's taxonomy places the organism in Eukaryota, Metazoa, Chordata, Actinopteri, Salmoniformes, Salmonidae. Bases 2697 to 3974 code for a protein of 425 amino acids. The record is from RefSeq and is a predicted model, not a curated record. Gene Ontology annotation, molecular function: siRNA binding.